CGAACCCCACACACGUCGGGAGCGGUUUUAAACUUUACGCGCGUUUAGUUCGAAACUUUUUAAACUUUUACGAAGUUUGUAAUAUAUUCCCUUUAGCGUAUAUAAAGAUUGUUGUUUUAUAAGCGGUUUAAACUGGUUUUAUUUUUCGGAUUUUCGUCGCUUGCAAGGCGCAUACGCAGUGAUAUAUUGGUUUAGUGUUUGGACAAACAUUUGGCUUUGGCCGGGAUAAUGUGGUGGUUACUUAAGUUUUCUAUCGUUUUGCAAUGUGUCAGUUCAGUUCGCAUCAUAAACAUUCGAGUACCGGAAGUAAUUCAAUACGGAACUAAGGACUCUAUCACGCUAGACUGUGACUUCGUGACGAACAAUGUCACCGGACUAGUGGUCAAGUGGUUUUAUAUGGAUAAGACGACGCCAGUGUACCAAUGGAUCCCACCGCAAAAACCUCAAGCGCUUGGAAUUUUGAGAAAUAAGGUGGACCUAUCAUACAAAGUAUCACACAACCCGUACACACAGCACCGAGCUCUCCACAUCACAUCUCCGGUUCCAGAGCUGACCGGCAACUACACUUGUGUGGUGUCCACCUUCCUCGCUGAAGAUGAGAAGACCAGACCCAUGACUAUAUUUGUACCAGAAACAAAGUUUGACAUGAUUCAAGAUCGGCUGGAUGACAAAUACCUGAAUAUCAUCUGCUCCGUUGAAGGGGUCUACCCGAAGCCAGAACUGGUCAUUUUAGCUGGUAACAGGCCACUGAACGCUAAGUCGUCGAUCAAAGUCAUCGAGGGCCGGUACACAGCUCUGACGAGUUCCGUCGUGAGGAUAGACGCCCUCCCUCCAACUGUAGAGAUCCUCUGUGACAUGCAAGUUCCACUCGCCAACUAUUACAGCAGGAAGAGGGAUAUGUUUUAUAGAGAUCCGCCAUUGUCUUCGACUGAGACACCUAAUUUGAAGCAAGUGGUGCCUGACUCAGGUCACCAUCUCGUAUCGACAUCAGCUCUGGUCGUCACCUUAUUAGUAAUCAGCUUACUCCGAUUACAAGCAACUUGACAGGAUUAAAUUAAGAUUACUGCUAUAAAUAAACACUUAAUAAAAUUAAUAAUCUUCAAUAACCACUGAAUGUACGUUAUUCGUUGAGAUUCGACUUAAAAUCAAGUUAAUAAAGUUCAAGUUAAAGUGGUUGAUUUUUCAUCAAAAGAAGGCGUUGUCUAAUAUAUUUUUGUAGAUACUAAAUAAUAUAUAAUGUAUUUUUUAUAGUUGUAAUUAUAAUGUC
This is a messenger RNA of Spodoptera litura, 1267 nucleotides long. RefSeq lists its product as uncharacterized. NCBI's taxonomy places the organism in Eukaryota, Metazoa, Arthropoda, Insecta, Lepidoptera, Noctuidae. The record is from RefSeq and is a predicted model, not a curated record.